AUGUCUGCCGAAGCCGCUGUUUCCUACGCUGCCUUAAUCUUAGCUGACGCUGAACAAGAAAUCACUUCUGAAAAGUUAACUGCCAUCGCUAAGGCUGCUGGUGCCAACGUUGAAGACGUUUGGGCUUCCAUCUACGCCAAGGCUUUAGAAGGUAAGAACUUAAAGGAAUUAUUAUUCUCCUUCGCUGCCUCUGCUCCAGCUGCUGCUUCUGGUGCUGCCGCUUCUGGUGCUGCCACUGGUUCUGCUUCCGAAGCUGCUGCCGAAGAAGAAGCUGAAGAAGAAAAGGAAGAAUCUGAUGAUGACAUGGGUUUUGGUUUAUUCGAUUAA
Messenger RNA from Scheffersomyces amazonensis, 327 nucleotides. RefSeq names its product ribosomal protein P1 beta (gene RPP1B). Gene Ontology annotation, biological process: cytoplasmic translation; translational elongation. Gene Ontology annotation, molecular function: protein kinase activator activity; ribonucleoprotein complex binding; structural constituent of ribosome. The coding region runs from base 1 to 327 and encodes 108 amino acids. Lineage: Eukaryota; Fungi; Ascomycota; Pichiomycetes; Serinales; Debaryomycetaceae. Gene Ontology annotation, cellular component: cytosolic large ribosomal subunit; ribosome. The record is from RefSeq and is a predicted model, not a curated record. The transcript has a single exon.